Cololabis saira (Pacific saury) is the source of this 1332-nucleotide messenger RNA. RefSeq lists its product as uncharacterized. The coding region runs from base 5 to 748 and encodes 247 amino acids. Gene Ontology annotation, biological process: response to bacterium. The transcript has 6 exons. The record is from RefSeq and is a predicted model, not a curated record. NCBI's taxonomy places the organism in Eukaryota, Metazoa, Chordata, Actinopteri, Beloniformes, Belonidae.
CACAAUGAGGUCACAAAAUAGAGCACAGCACAUACCAACGCUAGACUGGUGGAGUCAUGCCGUGUACAAAAUGACAAACCUCUCCCUGACGCUGGCUUUACUCUGCACCCUCAGGUGGAUCUGUGUGUCUGUUUCUGAGUUUCACACUGUGGAGGUUCGACCUGGUGAAGAAGUCACACUGACAUGUUCCAACUUUAGCAGUUUUCCUUCUAACAUCCACUGGUUCAAACUGGCCGAUGGAACCAGUGUUAGACAAAUCUCGUCUAUGUCCUCUUCUGUGACAGGUGCUAUUUUAUAUGGUGAAUUUCAAAACGGAAGAUUUACAAUGACAUCCAACACUAUAAGAUUAUAUCUAAACAUUACAAAAGUGGGCUUAAAUGACUCUGGAUUGUAUUUCUGUGGACGCUACAAACAAGGAGAAUCAGUCAUUUCCAGUGCAACCUAUUUGCAGGUUAAAGGUAAUGGUGUAUCGAAUUUUAAGACAGAAGGAGGUGGAACUACCAACCUACUGACUGUGACUUUGGGCAGUCUGAAUGUUUUUUUCAUGAUACUCAUUGUUGGUUUUGUUGUUAAAAUCUGGCAGCUUCAUACAGCGGCAAAGGAAGGAUUGAACGCUGACAGAUACAAGACUUGGGGCUCUUCUCACAUGAACUCUGCAGUACGGAGGUUCCAUCCAGAUGUUAUGAGAAGGAGAAGCCACGUUGAUGAAGAAGCAGUGGAAACUCAUGUUACUUAUUGCUUUGUAUGAGUUUUGGAGGAAUAUGUGUGACCGAUGUAUGUCUUAUCUGCAUUAAUCACACUCUGGAACUCAUGUGGUGGUAACAGCUCAAAGAGUGUUUAUUCUGCAUCAUUGAACAGAAAAGGGGUACAGGAGACAGUGCACAUUAACUCAGAUAUGUUUGGACCAAAGCACAUGGUCUGUCUGUGUCAUAGGAAUCCUCCAGCACACUGAGUACCGGUACUAGUAUUAGUAUACUAUACAGUGUUCUGAUUGCUUUACAUAUAUUGAUCGUAUAGUGGAUUUGAUACAGUUAAAUUAAAAUGAAAUAAAUCAAAUGUCUAAUAUAUAAAAUAUAGAAAAUGUAAAAUGCAUGUAGUAUCUUUUUACCAUGAACUGUUACUGUUUUUUAUAUAUUAUUUUAUCUUACUUAUCAAAUACAAUGAAUUUGCACAAAACAUGAAAUUGUGACACUCAACAUACCUGCAGCAUUGAACAGAAAGGGGGUACAGGAGACAGUGCACAUUAACUCAGAUAUGUGUGGACCAAAGCACAUGGUCUGUCUGGGAAAACAACAAUACAACCUGUCAGCUACUUGUACGGGAGACAGGUUU